AUGACGAAGUACGAACUGAAGCUGCAGUACUUUGACGAGUGGAUGAUGCGGUGGCGGAAGUUCCAGACGGAUUCCGAUUGGGAGAUUGAGACGAACCGCCAGUGGUGGCGGCGGUGCAACAUGGCCCUCUCCGGGGCGUUGCUGGGGGCGCUGGUGCUCUACACCGCGGGGACGGCCACGCUGAAGCGGCAGUACGGCCUCCCCCACUUCUUCGACGUUGGCGUGGAUGCGCAGGUGAAGCAGACGGUGCUGCAGACGUUGACCUCGCGCUGGCGGUACACGCCGCAGGGCUACGGCCGCUUGAUUUUCACCGGGGUGCCCACCUACCUGCUCUUCGUUUCACUCGAGCACCACCAGGAGAAGCGGCGCAUGCAGCGGUACGUUGAGCAGAACACGGUGUUUGGGGAACAAAUGCGUCGCUUUCUCAACACCGGCAAGAUUGAGGAAUACCUUGCGGUGAACAUUAAGGGAACGCUUCCGCCCUCGCAGCAAAGCAUUUACGCCUAUUAG
This is a messenger RNA of Trypanosoma conorhini, 510 nucleotides long. RefSeq lists its product as uncharacterized. NCBI's taxonomy places the organism in Eukaryota, Euglenozoa, Kinetoplastea, Trypanosomatida, Trypanosomatidae. The record is from RefSeq and is a predicted model, not a curated record. The coding region runs from base 1 to 510 and encodes 169 amino acids. The transcript has a single exon.